AGUAAGCUAUAAAACGCAGGUUUCAAGCUCUGGUCCAAGGCAAUCAAUUUACUUUACAUCAGAAACAGACUGCGACGUCUUCGACUGAGUGUGUUCAUCACUAACGACAAUAGGGAAAUCUAGGAAUGGAGAAUAGGCUGGUUUUUCUGCUUCUUCUUCUUGGGUUGUCAGGAUGGACGACAGCUAUACGAGCUUUAGGAGCCGAUGUGAGCUGGUCCGCUACACCUUUCUCCACCCUACGGAAAAAUCCUGUUUUUUCUAAGGAUGGCGAACUCAAGAAGGUAGGCACUGAGCACGAUCCUCUGCUUUCUAAUGAAAACCAGUGUUUCGGAAAACGAUGUUUCCAUAGUGACCAGUGUUGUCUUGGUUCCGUGUGUGUCGAUACGGAUGGAAUAGGAACAUGUCUACCCCUUUACGGACAAGAAGAGGGACAGUUUUGCCAUCAAGAUUCAAACUGUCAGGAAAACCUUGCAUGCACACAGCUGGCAAGCGACCCCAAACGGCGAACAUGUCAAUUGCCAAAACUGUACUUGCGAAAAAAGCAAUAUAACGACGAGUGUUUGGAUAGCAGCGAAUGCGACGCUUCAAAAGAUCUCUGUUGUCAGUUGCAGCGUCGUCACAGGAUGGCGCCACGUAAGGUGUGCUUCUACUUCAUCGAUCCCAUGAGCUGUAUUGGAAAUGUGAAACACGCGUACAAGGCCCUGCCUAUUUCCAAUUUUCUUCCUAAUCCUUUCUUCAAGGCCCGACUGGGUUGAUACAGAUUUUACUUUGUAACACUUUUAAAACAUCGACGAGAUGUUCAGUUAUUCUAUAUCCUUUGUAGUCGUAUUUAUCUCUUAAAUGUACUCUGAUAGUAAUAAGAUAUUCAAAUUAUGAUCGCUUCAUUUGUAUUUUAAUUUAUUUUCAAUAUUCUCACUUCUUUAAUAAAUGGUUGAACUUGUGCAGUUUUGACAAUAAUGAAUACCGUACAUUUCUAUGUAAUUCCAGACUCUACGGAAUAAAAUGUGAAU
Messenger RNA from Limulus polyphemus (Atlantic horseshoe crab), 1010 nucleotides. Its product is annotated as prohormone-3-like. The coding region runs from base 126 to 755 and encodes 209 amino acids. The transcript is spliced from 4 exons. The record is from RefSeq and is a predicted model, not a curated record. NCBI's taxonomy places the organism in Eukaryota, Metazoa, Arthropoda, Merostomata, Xiphosura, Limulidae.